GUGAAAUCGUCAUAUUGAAGUUCACUGGUGUGUGUUGAAGUUGUUGAAUUGUGUUCAACCGCGUGGUAUCACGAUGGCUGACGAAACACGAGCAGACCUGCUGGAGGCAAUCAAAAGACAGGGUGAAAUCGUGAGGCAAUUGAAAGCUGCCAAAGGAGAUAGCUCCAAGGCAGUUGGUGUUGAUUUUAUGUCACUAUUGGCUGAUAUUAACACCGGUCUCGGGGAUGUCAGUUACAUCAGCGGUUGGUUACCCUCGUGCUACGACAAAAAGCUGUACGAUGUUUGCGUUAAAUUUUUGAAUGGUGAAAUUGAGAGAUAUCCACAUUUGAAGAGAUGGUUUGUCAAUGUCAAGAGUUAUGCACCCAGUGAACGGGAUAAAUUUGUUGAGGGCUCGUGUAAAACGAGAUUAGAGGGUAUUGUUGAGGCGUUGAGCUCGGGUAAUCGUGGAGAUGCUGGGAGUAUUGAUAAAAAGAUAGCUGAGGAAGUAUCUAAACUGCUAGAGCUCAAGGCACAGCUAGGGGAUGGGGGAGAGCCACAGAAAUUCAGUCUCAAGACCCCCAAGGGCACCAGGGAUUAUAAUCCAGAGCAAAUGGCACUCAGGCUCGGUGUUCUGGAUAAAAUAGUCAGUGUUUUCAAACGCCACGGGGCUGAGACCAUCGAUACUCCCAUUUUUGAACUCAAAGAAGUGUUAACUGGAAAAUAUGGAGAAGACACAAAGCUGAUAUACGACCUGAAGGAUCAGGGGGGCGAGAUCCUGGCGUUGCGCUACGAUCUCACAGUUCCUUUCGCCCGUUACCUAGCAAUGUCCAAGAUAACGAACAUAAAGAGAUACCACAUCGCCAAGGUGUACAGGCGGGAUAAUCCCUCCAUGACGAAAGGACGAUAUCGAGAGUUCUACCAGUGUGAUUUUGAUAUCGCUGGUCAGUACGAUCCGAUGAUCCCCGACGCAGAGUGCAUUAGAAUUGUCUCAGAGGCACUGACCAGUCUAGAUCUCGGUGGUUUUAUCAUUAAGGUGAAUCACAGAUGUCUUUUAGACGGAAUAUUUGCAGCCUGUGGUGUCCCCCAGGACAAAUUCAGGGCAAUCUGCUCGUCAGUUGAUAAAUUGGACAAGAGUCCCUGGGAGGAGGUGAGGAAGGAGAUAGUCGAGGAGAAGCAACUGGAUGAUGCAAUUGCCGAUAAAAUUGGCGAGUACGUGUCUAGAAGUGGAGGGGCCAAACUUAUUGAAGAACUCAGGCAGGAUCAGGCUCUGAUGAAGCAAUCCGCUGCCAAGCAGGGGCUCGAGGCCAUGGAACUGUUAUUGAAGUAUUGUGAUAUUUAUAGAGUCACGGAUAAAGUUCUGUUUGAUUUGAGUCUGGCUAGGGGAUUGGAUUAUUAUACUGGAGUCAUUUAUGAAGCUGUUUUGACUGACAGUGAAGUAGGCAGUGUGGCAGGUGGUGGUCGUUAUGACAAUCUCGUGGGCAUGUUCGACCCGAAGAAGAAAACUCCUUGUGUUGGAGUGUCUCUAGGAGUGGAACGAAUUUUCUCGGUUCUUGAAAAUCGCAAAGCUACUUCCGGUCAGAAGACGAGAACUACCGAGGUAGAGGCGUACGUGGCAACAGCCCAGAAAAAUCUGCAGGAGGAGCGAAUGAAGAUUCUGGCUGAGCUGUGGGAUGCUGGCAUCAAGGCCGAGCACCAUUACAAGAAGAAUCCUAAAAUCCUGGCGCAGCUGCAGUAUUGCGAGGAAAGUGGAAUACCUCUGGCUAUUAUUAUUGGUGAAGGAGAACUCCAAAGAGGUGAAGUCACUCUCAGAGAAGUGGCAACACGAGCUGAACGAUCCAUUCCCCGGGAUACCCUCGUCGACGAGGUCAAAAAAUGGAUUCAGAGUCAAUCCAAAUGAACAUAGGAAAUUUUUUGCUUCAUACACAUUAUAAUUUCACAGCUUUUCCCUUACCAAAUGAUUGAGACACAGUACCUCUUCGUCUAUCUGGAAAUUCUGAUGAUUGAUCAACUACAACAAUUUAUAAUUUAUUUCAAACAAUUUUUGUCAAUAAAAUCAUGAUAAAAUCGA
Molecule: messenger RNA, 2047 nt
Organism: Fopius arisanus
Lineage: Eukaryota; Metazoa; Arthropoda; Insecta; Hymenoptera; Braconidae
Gene: HisRS
Product: histidine--tRNA ligase
Exons: 4
Coding region: 74-1876 (600 amino acids)
Biological process (GO): histidyl-tRNA aminoacylation; mitochondrial translation
Cellular component (GO): mitochondrion; cytoplasm; cytosol
Molecular function (GO): RNA binding; histidine-tRNA ligase activity; ATP binding
Source: RefSeq, a predicted model, not a curated record